Morone saxatilis (striped sea-bass) is the source of this 1637-nucleotide messenger RNA. It is a transcript of the gene rfc3, whose product is annotated as replication factor C (activator 1) 3. Bases 109 to 1179 code for a protein of 356 amino acids. Gene Ontology annotation, biological process: DNA-templated DNA replication; DNA repair. NCBI's taxonomy places the organism in Eukaryota, Metazoa, Chordata, Actinopteri, Moronidae. Gene Ontology annotation, cellular component: DNA replication factor C complex; nucleus. The transcript has 9 exons. Gene Ontology annotation, molecular function: DNA binding; DNA clamp loader activity; ATP hydrolysis activity. The record is from RefSeq and is a predicted model, not a curated record.
CAGGAAGCGGCAGCGCGGGUUUGCGUGUGUGAAUAUUUCGCGGGAGAGUGAAGCUGCAGACUGUCUGCUGUCAACACGGACGACAACAGUCACUGAGUUCAGAGCACAAUGAGUCUGUGGGUGGACAAAUAUCGACCGAGCUCCCUCGGGAAACUCGACUAUCACAAAGAGCAAGCGACCCAGCUGAAGAACCUGGUCCAAUGUGGCGACUUCCCACACUUGUUGGUGUACGGUCCUUCCGGCGCGGGGAAGAAGACCCGCAUCAUGUGUCUGCUGAGGGAGCUGUAUGGCGCUGGGGUGGAAAAGCUUCGCAUAGAGCACCAGACCAUCGUGGCUCCCUCAAAGAAGAAAAUUGAGAUUAACACAAUAGCCAGCAACUACCACUUGGAAGUCAACCCAUGUGACGCUGGAAAUCAGGACCGUGUGGUGAUUCAAGAGCUGAUUAAAACGGUGGCUCAGUCUCAACAGAUCCAGACAAGCACCCAGAGAGAGUUCAAAGUGGUGUUGUUAACAGAGGUGGACAGACUCACAAAGGAUGCCCAGCAUGCCUUGCGCCGGACAAUGGAAAAGUACAUGGGAACCUGUCGUCUCAUCCUGUGCUCUACCUCUACCUCCAAAGUCAUCGGGCCAAUUCGGAGCCGUUGUCUGGCUAUCAGAGUUCCUCUGCCGAGCACAGAAGAGGUCUGUAAUGUUCUGACAUCAGUCUGUAAAAAGGAGGGACUACUCCUCCCACCUGAGCUGGCCAAGCAAAUCUCUGAGAAGUCAGGUCGCAACCUCCGCAAAGCCCUUUUGAUGUGUGAGGCCUGCAGAGUGCAGCAGUAUCCAUUCUCAGCCGACCAAGAUGUCCCGGUGACGGACUGGGAGGUCUACCUCAGAGAAACUGCUAAUGCCAUCGUCAGCCAGCAGAGUCCUCAGAGGUUGUUGGAAGUUCGAGCCAGGCUAUACGAGCUGCUGACUCACUGCAUCCCUCCUGAUGUCAUUAUGAAGGGUCUGGUAACAGAGUUGUUGAGUAACUGCGAUGGCCAGCUGAAGACGGAGGUGGCCCACAUGGCAGCCUACUACGAACACAGACUGCAGCUGGGCAGCAAAGCUAUCUAUCACCUUGAGGCAUUCACUGCUAAGUUCAUGGCCAUCUACAAGAAGUUCAUGGAAGACGGCCUGGAUGCCAUGAUGUUUUGACUCUAAAUGGACUUAAAUACAAACGACUUUAACUUGCUCGUGUUUCGUGCCCCAACAAGACUUUUUGCAUUUUAAAAUAUACAAGAGAUAACAGGACAAGAGAUGUUUUCCUAAAAAUCUGCAACAGAACAUUACAAUAAAUAGCUUUCUUCACAACCUGUUACUCUAUGAAUAUGACCAAAUGUAACAUUUCAUUACUAUUACACUUAAUAUUACAUAGCAGAUGUUUUUUUACAUCAACCUUAUUGACCAUCACUCCUGAAGUAUAAAGUGUGGCUCUUGGGUAUUAUGUAACGUGACACUGCCUACAAAACUGUUUGAUGUUGCUCAGAGGUUCCCAGUAUGUGAGACAGACUGGAAACAUGAGGAGAGAGUGAGGAGGAUUAAUGCGAUAAAGGUUCCCAGCUUGUAUCCAGGGGCAUUGUUAGUAUCUCAUUCAAAUAAAUCAAAAAAUGUAG